This is a messenger RNA of Trichomycterus rosablanca, 1003 nucleotides long. RefSeq names its product putative golgin subfamily A member 6-like protein 19. The record is from RefSeq and is a predicted model, not a curated record. The coding region runs from base 99 to 638 and encodes 179 amino acids. Lineage: Eukaryota; Metazoa; Chordata; Actinopteri; Siluriformes; Trichomycteridae. The transcript is spliced from 2 exons.
AGAUCACUUCAGUUUCGACGACUCGAGAGACUCGUCUGUGUUUGGUGUUUGUGCUACGUUCCUUUGUUUAAGUAAAAAAAAAACCUGGCGGUACAACCAUGCCGUGGUCGGCCGUUCGAGACAGACUGCUGUCGUUCCUGCGCUCCUGCUGCCCGGCCCGGCGGAGACACAGGCUGAGGGAGCUGGAGGCCGAGCUGAGGGCCGAGCGGCUGGCGACGGAGAGACUGCGGGCCAGGCAGGGUCGGGACAGAAAGGGUCUGCUGGAGGAAGUGGACUAUCAGAUAAGGAUGAGGAUGCUCUCCGAGUCAGUGAGGAAGAGGCACCUGCUGACCUCUACGUGGAAGGAGCACCUCUGUGAGACCCAGCUCCAGCAGUACCAGGAGAACGUGACGUCCACGACCGAGGAGACGGAGAGAGCCAGACGCAACCUGCAGGACGUGCGGAGGCUUCGACUGAUGGAGGAAGAGCAACACAGACUGGAGGAGGAAGGUCUGAAAGUGUGCUGGGAGGAGGAGAGAAGCACCAUGAGGCAGGAGAACGAGGAGAAAAAAGAAAAAAGACUCCUGCUAGCUGUGGAGAAAGCCAAGGAGCUAGCAGCCGCGCGUACGGCGAGAGAGGAGCAAAGAUCGGACGCAUAGGGUGAACUGGGAUCGUACAAACUGGGAGAAAAAGAACUUCAAAAAAUCGAACAACAAAAGAAAGAAAGAAAGAAAGAAAGAAAGAAAGAAAGAAAGAGAGAGAGAGAGAGAGAGAGAGAGAGAGAGAGAGAGAAAGAGAGAAAGAGAGAAAGAAAAGACCUCAGCAAUUAAUUACGCCUCAUCAUCUCACAGGAAGAAGGUACCGGGUGACCUGGGAAUCGAACCCAGCUAAAUUUCAGCAGCUUAACCCUUAGAUGCAUGAGUGACUGGACCUUACACUCUUCCAUAAGUGGGUCAAAAAUGACCCGUGGUAUAAUCAAUGUGUUUUUAUGCCACAUUUGUCAUUUUGAUUAAAAAUAAUAAUU